Dicrocoelium dendriticum is the source of this 11006-nucleotide messenger RNA. The record is from the annotation of a GenBank genome assembly. NCBI's taxonomy places the organism in Eukaryota, Metazoa, Platyhelminthes, Trematoda, Plagiorchiida, Dicrocoeliidae.
GGUCUCACACGACCUGAUUCUCUCGCAUUGAUGCACCGGAACUCGUGAGCACGGACAGAACACGUACAACAAUUGCCAAUCAUUUUACUUACCUGAAUACCCACCCUAUUCCCUAAUAUGUCGGAUCCUGCAGGAGAGGCACAUUCCACGAAAAAAUGGAGAAAUUCCUGUUUCAUAUUGCUCAAAGCACACGACAACGGCUGGAACACGCCGAAGCCAGACCUUCGUGAUUUGUUACAAUAUUUUUACGAGAUCAGCAGUAAAAGAGUUGAACUGCCGUUUCCUUGUAAGGAAUCACGCAACUCGUUUUUACUGUUAUCUUGUUGGACCUUCAUCAAAAAUGUUCCACAUCUCUUCCCGUUACGUAUUAUCCAAGGCUGUUUUGAAAAAGCCAUUCACGCUUUGGUUUUCUAUCUUCUCGAUGAGCUUGAAUCCCGAUGUUUAUCUGACUUGACCGAUUUCCUGUUGGCUCUUCGAGCACUUUUCUAUUGGGAGCAAGUUCCGUGUCCUCAAUCGUGCACGAAGCAUGCGUGUGCUAUCAGACAAAACAUUAUGCCCUCUGACUCGACUGAAACGCAGGAAGUUCGGUUUCUCGUUUGUCCUGAAGAUAAAUCAGAUGGCUCAGAUUCAGAGUUGUGGGCGGUAUUGAACACAGAAUUAUUACGUCAGCAAACGAGACGUCGCGCUAUUGAGUUCACCAUUCGAUCAUUCUUGAUUCUUAACGGACCGUCCAGACUUGUGAAACGAGCCGAAGCGUUUCCAGACUUUUUCCCCCACAAAACCCUGUCCUCUUUAUUGGAUGAUCUACGCAUUUUUACACUACUGUCCACCACUAUCCUCGCGUCUAUGACUGAUGUGGCUGAUGUUUCUAUGGAAGAAACCAGAGUGUCAGACGAACUUGACCUCCACCGAUUACCGUCUUCCUCACGUCGUGCCGUUGAAAGCACCGAAUCAAUUAUACUUCGCCUGAGUAAAAAGGGAGUACUACGUCUUCACAGUGUGUACACGUGGCUCAUCUCAAAAGUUCCAUCAGCGUUCCAUCAACCAACGCAGUCAGAUUGGACAGAGGCCUCUAUCACGAACGUACUGAAUGAGACUGAUUUCUUGUGUAAGCUGCUUGAAGUCGCGAAGAAUUGCCAUCUUUCUACAUCGGGUUAUGAGGCUCUCUGUGGCUGGCAGCAUCUGUUAGGCGUCAGUCUGAUGGAUUCAUUAGACCAAAGAAAUAUUGGCGUACUGCAUGUUACGACGAGCUCCUUUAUCGAAGAAAUCGACUGUUGGAUGUGUCUCAUGCGGAUCACUCGUUCUGCGUUGGCGUUACUCGGUUACGAAACUUCCUCCACUGGAGACACGAGGAGCUCCUGGACUCCCAUUUCUUUACUAUUGUACGAGCAGAAUGUCCCAGGGCUGAAUGCACUUGCAAACAUGGACCAAACUUUAGAAGUUACGAUGACCUUGCCAAUGUUGUCUCUACUGGAUCGCUUAACACAACAAAGCGGAAGGCCAUUUCAAUACCUUAUUCUGCGGCAAUCAGUCAACAUAAGUAAACUGGUCACGCGGUGUUUGGCACAACUGCUCAGUGGAAGUGGAAACAAUCAAAAGAAGAGCAAGGUGGCCCCCACUGGGUUGAAGAUUCUAUUUACCUCUUUGGAGCUUCUGGCAACCUUGUUAGGAUGUCUCAAUCGAUCCUUCGGAAUGCGGGGUCAGCUACUAUUCCACGGAACGGGGCCGUUCACUAGCAAGUCUUCUCAACUUAUAUUUGUUGUCGAAGAGCUCGCAAUUCGGCUAUUACAUGAUUUGGAUGCGAUACAAACACAUUCGGUGCAAUUGAGCACAUAUCCUCCGGGCAUCUCCGAAUUGUUCUCUGGUCUGAACACGCACAUCUCACAUUUCAUCGACGCCAUAGUCAAAACCGACGGAGACCUGGGUGCGGCCGUUUUACGUGGUGUUAAUUUUGAUCUUCAUCCAACCGACGGCACCAUUCGGCGCUGCUGUCUGUGUCCAACACCACUGGAAUUUCGACUUUUGCUACAGUACGUUGGUAAUACAUUGUGGUGCCAUGAAUCACAUGCAGAGAUGGACGAAUUGACGAAGUCCCUCUGGGCUCAAACCCUAUUCACUAUGUACCGCUCCCGUCUGGAAGAUAGCUCAGCGACGGCGGACAUAAAUCCAGGCCUGAUACAACUGCUUUGCUUUCUGUUUACCAAGGCACAUGGAGUCGCUACCAAAUUAUCCAUCAUUCAGAACUUGAUGUCAUGUUUUACUGGCGAAUUAGACUUGAAGACCAUCAACGUUAAAACUAAUAGAAUACACCUGAUGGACCUGCGUUUUUUGAAUCUGUUACGCUUCCUCACCCACUCCAACGAGGCUGAUUCCAGUUCUCUCGCUCAUCGGCUAAAGCAAAGUGUGAGUGCAGUUGGCACCAUCCACGUGGAUAUCUUCGAAUUCAACAAGUUGGCUAGCUGUCAUCGGCGAAUAUUCCCACAACUUCAGCUAAACCCUGCGGAUAAAAACGCUGUGUUAUUCUACGAUGUCCUUGGUGUGGACUCUAAGACGCAAUCUUGCGCUGCGCCAGAUCCAAACGAGGAAAUUUGCGAGCAUUUGUUGACCUCUGCGAUUGAUACGUGGCGAGACCGCGUCGUUCCACUUCUUACGGAACCUUCUACAGAGCUGUCCAAAAAAGACCCUUUCGAAGUCAGUUGUUACGCGAUACUCCCUUACACAGUUGCGACACUUCGUUGGUUGUCAUUCGGUUGUCCUACUGCAUCGGCGCACAUCAAACUGCUUGAGUUAUUUUCAAAAUGGAGUGACCCACUAACUUUCGCCAUACGUCGGACGACAGAUUGUCUUUUAUCAAAACAUCGGACUGGGGAAGACGAUCCAAAGGCCAAUACUUUCCAGAGUAUAGGUUCAACAGAAAGCUGUCACUCGGAUCACCAGGCAUUGCUCAGUCUUACUCUCUUCGGUAUUUGCGAGUACUGCGCCCUGGUCAGACAUGCUUUGAACAAUAUGUUUACUUCCGAUGCAUCAGAGUUUGGGAGAUCAGGCUCGUCUCCACACAUUUGUCAAUCUCCUUAUGCAUCAGUGCAAAUAACCACCAAGAUUCUUCUAUCCGCUUUGCAACGGAACGAAGACAACGCAGCGUUUCAAAGCAUAUCUCGCUUAUUUAGCCGCUGGACCACCUAUCAGAAUGGUGCGUCAACUAAACGAUAUGAAGACCACCUGGACUGUGGAGUCUUGAAUCCUGUUCACGAUGGUACCGUUUGCACCAUCUCUGGAACAAGGGGUAAAACCAAUCCAGCAUUCUGUUCCCAUCGCUACCUUUGCUACACCUGUGAUGUGGACAACUCAGAGUCUAUAUGCAAGACAUGUGCGCUGCAAUGUCACGCUGGCCACAUCGUCUCCUACCAUGACUUUUCACCAAACUUCUGCGGAUGUCGGGCGUCUAAGGGAGCAAAAAGGCAGUGUAUAUCGCUAACCUGUCGAGUGAAAUCGGACAAACUCCCAAAGCACUGUUCGCAAGACCCAAAUCAAUCUGCAGUCUACUUACCCUGGCUUCCAGUGACAUGUUUUACGGAUUCUUCUGAGAACAACAAUCGCAUUCACUCGGAAUUCAGCACGGAGUUGAUUGCGGCAGGAGGUCCCGAAAAAACUCGCUUUAUUGAGGCAUGGAAUAGCGUGGCCUUGAAUUCGGAGCAUAAAUUUACAGAAAGUAUGGUACUUUCUCUGCGACGUCCCUUGGAUUCUGCUUCCGAGGCGAUCAACUUGGUGGCACGUAUACGGCAACAGCUCGACGCGGACGCGUCUGGAUCGUGUCGAUCGAGGCUGGUCUCACUUCUGUUAGCUUCACCAUUGAUACCACGAGCGGUGCAGUUAAUUGGCGAUACGAAAUUCACGGAUUACAUAGCAAAUCUGUUGAAUCCGUUCAUCUCAACAAUCAGCCCGUCUAAGGAAGAUUCACUCGAUGAAGCUGGUCGUCAUGCGCUGCGAACACUAUUGACUGCCUCACGAAAGACCACACCCGUCUCCCAACUUUGCAACUCAAUCACGACGGUCAUCCCUGGCAAAUCACAUAUCAACCGCCUUCAUUGGAAUCGCCUGUUGUUUAACCACACCCGCCAACGGAAAAGAUGCACACGUGGGUCAUCUGCUGAUCACGUUUACACACAAUUUCAUCAGACCACCUUUGCAUCGCCCAGCAUUUCCCAAAGUGUUGUCUCUUGCCAGCAAAAUGAGUCCACCGUCCACACUCCUCCCGACUACAACGAUCCAUACGUUCCAUCAUCGCCGUCUUCGUCGAGUGCUGCUUCCAUCCUCUCUGACUACGAUUCUGAUUCGCGUUUGUCCACCAUAUCAAGUGCCACUACCACCUCGUCGUCGUCUUCUUCUUCCUCAUCUAUUUCCCUUGUUUCUCUAUCCGAUUCCGAACGAGAGCUACGACAGAUGGCCAACCUGUGCAUGCUGCGCGCUUUUCAUCCAACCCGACGGCGGUAUGUGCACUUCCUCGCUCUGUUCACACGACGUAUAACUGACGACCAGUCCAGUGCUCAAUCCAUUGUCACCAUCCAUAAAGCAGAUCAUAUCCUGAAACAAGCAGCCAUGAACCAGGACCAAAUGAUGCUUCAAAUGGCUCAAACAAACCUAAUCACAUCAUUUAUACGACAGCGAAGCAGGCAUUGUUUGGGCGGUAGACAAACGGACACUGUGAUGGAUUUAGACGCAAUUGGCCCCGAAAACACACAAAAAGCACGCACUUGCGCUGGCGGUUCUUCUAAUGAUGGUAUAUCCACUCACCGACCGUUAAAAUUCUCCUUGAAGAAAAACCCACCCGUGUCUUGUGCCUUCGCUGACGAUUUAAUUCAUUCGGUAGCAGUGAAUCCUGCCAAUCCGGCCUUGUUCGCAGUUUGUGAAGAAUCGGGCGUGUGUUUUGUGUUUGGCAUUUUGUACACCGGGCAAAUUUGCGGCCGGGUGAAAUUGGGCCUUGAAGUCGAGGAAACCGAGAAAUCUGAGCGUGGAAUUGUGUGGCUUCCGGAUUGUACGAAUCUGUUGGCUAUUUACACGCAUCGAAUCAUCGAAAUUUACGACAUCUUCACUACGCCCAAAGUUCCCAAAUAUCGCUUCCGCUUGGCCGAACAUGAUGUGGCUGGUGUGGCGUUCAUCCGUCUCUCCGACUCAUCGCCACACGGCACACUUGAUGCCUCCUCGCGAGCUGCUCCAGAAUGGGGUGUGUACAUGUUGGUGAUGUCGAAGGAGGAUGGUUCAAUCGUUUAUCAACAAUUGGGACCGGACUGCCAACGAAGUCAUCAACCGAUAGUACUCGACCAGAAGCUUCAAUGGUACCCAGAGAAGCUUCGUCUAAGCCCUGUCAAUGGUCAAGGGGAAUCCCUGCCUUAUCCUCUCCGACCUACAGGACAGAAUGGAGUUUUGUGUGGGGGCGGACGGUCACUCUAUUACGUCUCUGCACUUGGCCUACUCUUGCAUUCUUAUCGCAAUGGACAAACAGUGGCAAGCGCUGUACGCCUGCCUGAACUCUUUGAGUCGACACAUGAAGACGGGGGUCGCUUACAAGUGACCCACUCGUUCCACCUAUCCACUGAUUUAUACGAGAAGGGACGAACAUACAAACAACAUCAAAUCAAACGUCUAGAUGUGUUCGGUCCACAACGUGAACAAUCGUUGACAAACUCCUUGUUAGAUGCUUACGAAAACCGAGAGUCAGCGACGUCUACCGAGGUACCCGGAUCGAAGGAUAUCUAUUAUGAAAUCCCGGAGAUCGGCCCAAUUGUGCGUUGGUCUGAGGUUCUCGGUGGACACGUUGGACUCGUAAAUGCCGUUUCGAUGAUUGCAGCAACUGAUCGAUCUUUCCCCUAUCAUAUUCCACUACUCUACGCUUUCGAACCCGACCACGUUUGGGUACAAGCGUUGGCACCAUCUCUGCUUCGGCGACAUGAAUCAAAAAAGAGGCAACGGGUAAUUCCCUUCGAAUUCCCUUUGCCUGCUUACAUGGAUUUAACCUCAGUCCGAUGGGACGGAGUUCCUGGGCUGGCCGGUCGAACCAUGACCCUUGUGCUCACAAAUAAACUGGACGUGAUGGUCUACUCAACCCCGCCAUUUUUGCCAUCAGCAGCCCUAGAGGAUUUCACUGGCGAACAAGGAAAAGAUCCAUUUUUAUUGCUACCGGGACAGUUUUGGCUGCCAUAUACGCCAUGCUCAGAAGUUUCGCGCGAUAUGCAGAUCCCGCUAAAUUCCUGGUUUAGUGACGACACUCUACGAAACUCAACCGCCUGCCAGCGACCAAGACACAGCAUCCACCAGAAGGGCGAGAUACGGGUCAACAAAAUGUUGCAAAAACGUCUGCUUCUUUCCCCCGCCGACGGCCCGUUCGCAGUGGAUACACUCCAGUACGCGCUUCGCGAAACUGAGGUAUUCCUCGACGAGAUCCUCACCAACGAACCCUAUGACCCUGAAGUUAUCCUAUCAGGUUUAACUAAGACGCGGCAGAAGUCAGUCUUGGUGAAGGCGCAUCGUUGCACACCGGCCUCGCCAGAUGAGCCUGUGGCGGAGUCCGACACGGAUUUUUUUGUGGACAUCUUCAAUCCAAACUCGGCAUGUCGAUCUAUCGUUGGGUUUGAUGUUGUAUUUCGGGGUGAUGAUUCUGCCCAGUGGCCUUUAUUCCUCAUGUUUCUUGGUCGCCGAGUCGAAAGGCCCUCACCUGCUCUGGAAGUUCGAGUGAAGAGGCUAAACGUUCCACUAUACCGCUGUGAAUGUUUGCUAAGUGAUCGGAUGUUGAGGAUAGCUGUGGGAGCGAGUGUCCACAAAGCUGAUAAACCUGGUAUCGAGAUGAUUACAGUCUACACCGCGAGCAAAUCUGAGCUGCCUGAAGUCUGGGAAUCGGAGAAGAAACAUAAACUCAGAUCAUCAACACCAUCAAAUAAGUCAUCAAGCCCUUUAGCUAACGUUUUGGCAGAUGGGCAGCAGCUUCCAUUCGCAAGGAACUACGUGUAUGUGGACACUGCCAACACGGAGUUGCCUGCAUCUGUCCAUGUGCUUGGACACUUGGCGAUGAACUUUACCUUGAAUCCCCCCAGGUCACUUGACACAGCCUUCGCAUUAGUGACCUCUGUGUGCGACCUGCUUUCCGCGACGCUGCUUCCACUUAUUGAGGACACAAGUGGCAAAACGUUCAUCCAUGGUGUCCCCCUACGACUCAUGCUCGCAUCGAUCAAGGAUAUUUUCGAAAAGGAUAGAGCGAACCGAUUAAAACAUCCGGUUGGGAUUUUACCCCUUCUGCAGCCUUUGCGUGUGUUACGGAAUCAGGCGGAGAGACUACUACAUCAUAUGCUAUCAACGUUCACUCUGAUGCAACCUGUACAGAUUGACUGUUCGAUGUUAGUUCAAUGUUUGCUCAAUCUGUUCUCUGUCAUCUACUUAGUGGAGCAAAAGUUGGAUGCAUCUUCAAGUAUGACGCUUUCAUCAACUCUCAGCCAACCAUGUUCUCAGGCGGUACAAACGGCGGUAGAUUCUUUUUUGGAGCGCAAACAACAUGUUCUGGCUCAAUCUGACUGCCGUAUUCAACCACUGUUCAAACAAAUUCGUCACUUCUGCUCUUUCUUGUGUCGCCUGUCUUCUGCCGACCCGGAGCUAUUUUCACGAUACAUCACACAGCAUAACAUAGUUGGCCUGCUCCUGGCGACACUAUCUGAGCUGGAUCCUCAUUUCGCUUUAACUGCUCCCCCAAGUGGACCGCUGGAAGCAGUGCAAAGCAACGCGACGAGACCGACCAACUUCCAGCACUCGAGGGACACUGCUGCCAGCCUGCGACAAUGUGUCAUGUAUUUGAUUCGGACUCUACGCGAGUUGGUCACCUGCUUAACAUUGGACUUCAAGCCUAGUACAUUACACGAAACCAACCAGUUUAGAGAUCCAGAAAAACAAAGCGUAUUCUCCGCCCUGGUUCACCUACUGUCUCACGAAAAUUUAGUCGUGAGUUGUGCUGCUCGUGACAGUCUUGCUGGUCUAUUUAUCCGUGCUCUACCGGCUUGUAACAUUAUCUGGACACAUGUACUGGAUCCGCAACCACCGAAAUCCACUGACAAUUUGAAUACUGGCUCAACGGAAUCACCGAAUUAUUCAGGUUUGAAUGAUCAGGCCGAACCUUGUGAAACACCACAUGAGAAGAAGGAUGGCAUACCCGUCGACUACAGUGCACUGGCUACAGACCGGAACUCGGUCUCGUACGAGCCCAGAGCCGUUUGGUUCGCUUUGGCAUUUGCGGAGCAUCUGACCGAAGUGUGGUCGAUGACAAUCAAUGCAGUAGUCAGCAAGCACGUGACCACACCGUCACUGGCGGUACAGAGAAUGGUUCCGUUUCUUCAGCUUCUCAUCACCCUCAUCCGUACCCUACACACAAAUCUGUGGUAUCUGCAUCAACUAGAUGAGUCUCAUCCCUCGGAGUGUGGCGAUGCCACGGUGCCCUCGGUUCAACGUAUCAGAGAAACUAUUCGCCAUUUGCUCACUCUGCUACUCCACAUUCCAAACGUAUCGGCAAACGAUACUAUUUCAACUGCCACCAAAUUGAACCGAUUAGAGAUGCUGCGAAAUUCACUUCAAGAAAUGGCUGCUGCUGAACUCUCUGUUGCACUCGAGGUGACAAUUUUGCAAAUAUGCACUUUACGCGAACUGUUGUCUUUUGCGCCGCAGUCUGCGGACGACGAUUCGUCCCAGUUAACCUUGACAGACAUCACCUCGCUCCCAAGGGGGACUCUUUUUGACGCCACUGUCGCUUCCACAUCUUCCGCAGUGCCCUCUGUACUCCGAAGUCCAAUUUUAGACCGAUUUUUCAAAACUUGCCUUGCGUUGCUAGAGUUCAACUACGCGGAACUGGAAUGUGGCGAAGGAGAUUCUCGACCUGCGUUUAUUGAAACUCCCUCACAUGGCAACUAUCCCAGGUCACCCAAGAAGUCCUUGAUCGCUGGUCUUUUUCAAAGUUCUGUCCUUGGUGUACGUGGUAGUUCUGGUCUUUUGAUGGAGGCCACAUCGAUGCACCUUGGCAGCUGGGCACCGCUGCUGGACCCGCAUUUCGUGUUAGAUCAGCUUGGCGACCCUUUGAGUGAAAUCUCCUGGUGCAUUCUAACUUCCUGUUUACCAGCUCUCCGUAGCUGCUUCGCAUUACUGGAACGCCAAGAUAAGCAAGCUCAUCUCGCCUCUGGGGACCUCAACGCACAACUGACUGAGAGCAAUGUGUGGAUGCGCUGGUGCAGUGUUUUGUUGGGCCACCUCAAGGUGAUGGUCCAUCCGGGUUCACUGAAAGAACCUGCUGAGUUCCCAUGCAUCACUGCCAGUCGGAUAAUGUUCCCAUCAUUCUUGGACUACAGGCACUGGCAAACGGAUAGGAUUACAAAGAUGUUUCAAGAGGUUAUAUGCAAGCUACUACUGACUAGCGUCUCCAGUGAGCACCUCGGCCCGUCCGUGAAGCCUGCUCUAAUCAAGACCUGCCGUGAACAGUUGGAUUUGGAUCUGUCUGGAACGUCCAGUCCGGACGAGAUGCUUCGCCUCCUUGUGGAUGGCUUGCGUCAAGCGGCCAGUACGAAUCGCUUCUCAAUUCGCCGUCUUCAGGAACGCCGACUGCAGAAGUUUAAAAUGCAACUGGAUGGAAACAAGGUGUCAUCGUCCCACAACUUAGCUAGCCUGACUUCUUUGUUCCCAGAGGAGGAGGGCAUUGCCUGUGCUGUUUGUUCAGCAGGAUUCCGCGGCGCACCAAAAGAACAACUGGGAUUCUACGUGUUUGUCUCCCGAUCCCCCUUGGAAGCGCCUUUGUAUUUUCAUGGGACACCGGAGUCCUCGGGUACACAGCCCACUGGUUCCGCCCUUAUAGGACGACGAACCACCUCCAAUUUCGUGGCCGUUCAUUACAGAUGUCAUACGAAGUACUUGAAUGAACAGUAUGAUGAAAAUGAAUGGGGAACGGCGCAAGGUAUAAAUUUUAAGGUUCCGUGCAACGGGAUUCUUCCAAUCCUCGCUCCGCCGGUGGGUACUUUCCCAACUCCAGUUGGUUUGGGACCUACGUCGCCAUCUUCCAUAUGUCCGGAUCCCGAUGCCGCUUACGUGGAGAAAUUGGAAAGUUACACGAGUAUCGUGAAGACCACUUUGCGUUCCCCGCCGGAAUAUGUGCUAGCCAUGCAUGAUGUGAAGCUACUGCUCAGUUCGAUUGCCUGUAAUCAAUCGUUUCAAGCAAUUACGGGCGGUGCAAGCCGGGAACGCAAUCUGCAACUUUUACCACAUCUCAUGCAGGUUUCCUUGCAUUCUCUGUUGGACUUAGAGGCGGUGGCCCUCGAAACGGAAGAACUGAACCACUAUUUGGAAAUUCGGGAAACACACUGGCUAGCGCCCGAGCACUGUUGGAAUUCUCGAGGCCCCCUCUUCCAAACCGUCGCCUCACUUCACCUGUGGCCGCGUGCCACAUGGCUACGGCAUCGGGUAGCAAUGCUGCGUCGUCUGGUUUGCUUGGCUCGUGGGCGCCUCAGUUCCUUCACUUCGAGCUCAGGUCAACAGGGAAAUGAGUUCACUUUUGUGCAAUACAAACCAUACCUGCUGUUCCACGGGGUCGUCGAUGCGAUCUACCAACACGUGUACAAUAGUGUCGUGGCUUUGCCUGUAGCCGGUGAGACCGCUGAUGACACUGACUGGUGCGCCGCACUGUCUCAUUACAUUCGAACUUCGGACGCUCUACUGCACACAGCGGUGCUUCGAAUGUUGAAUUAUUUCACAACACAUUUGGUACCGGUCCUUUCGGUGGAGGAGUAUUUGGACGUCUUGAAUCUUACCACAGAAGUGGACAUCAGCGAGCUCACGGGAAGCUUGAUGGGACUCAAGCCACCCUCUACUGGAGAAGGAGAUGAGACUGCCGCAUAAAUUGGAACCUUAAGUCUUCACCCUUUCUUCUUUAGUGAUUUUUUAGUUAUUUUCUUAACUUAUUUGUACGAACUAAUAAAAUAUUUACUAAGCGCCAC